AUGUGCUUCGACGAGAUCGAACCUGGCCUCGAGGGUGUCGAGGACAGUGGCUCCGACAGCGACCAGUUGGACUUCCCGCCGCCGCCACUGCCGGCUGGAGUGCGAAAGACAGCCGUUCGGCACGCGUCGUCUUGUUCGUUCAUGAAGCGUCCACGGACGGGCGACGAAGUCCUCAUCCAUUACGUGGGCAGUUGGGCCGCCGAUGGCUCCGUGUUCGAUUCGUCACGCGACAGGGGGGAACCGCUGCGGUUCGAGGUAGGGAAAUGCGAGCUCAUGGCAGGCUGGGAUUUCGGAGUGCGCACGAUGCGCGUGGGCGACCUUGCUCGCUUUGCGCUGGCACCCGAGUUUCUGAAGGAAUUGGGCUGUGUGUGUGGUGGCCAGCUGGCAACAGGCGGAGCGCUAGUCUUCGAGGUCGAGCUGCUCGAAUGGGUGAGUUGCGUGGAUUUGUUCGGCGAUGGCUCGGUCAUUAAGCGCAUGGAGCAGCGGCCCACUGACAGGCGCCACCCAGUCCUGGGUCAAGUGUGCAUCCUUGGGUAUCGGAUUUCCGUUGCCGAGGACGGGAGGGUGCUAGAAGAGCAGGACGCAUUGGAGCACACCAUUGUGGAUCUGGCUGAGCGCCUCGAAGUUGUUGCGGCGGGCGGCAUGGCAUUGAGGGUCGGGUUACUCAACAAGGCAUUGAUGUCGAUGAGGCGCGGGGAGCGGGCGAGGCUGCAGCUGCGCGCCAGCGACAUCUUGGACGAUGACCAUCAGAAGACGCGUUGUUUCACCGACGACGCCUUGCUACACGUCGAGCUCGAUCUCCGCGAGUUCGUGGAGGACUCAGACAUAUCGCGAAACGGGACGGCUCCGUUGUGA
Messenger RNA from Prorocentrum cordatum, 855 nucleotides. The record is from the annotation of a GenBank genome assembly. NCBI's taxonomy places the organism in Eukaryota, Dinophyceae, Prorocentrales, Prorocentraceae.